AUGCCCAAAGACGCGAGACUCGCGCCAGCUUCUCCCGCCAGUGAGACCUUCAGCGACUCGAGUUCUCGAUCCCGGCGCAAACAUGGUACCCCAGCCGAUGUACCUGCGGACUCCGCUGGCCCAAGCGGACAGGACGUCCUCCUCUUCCUCAUAGGUUCGCGCCUGCUCAAUGCACUCAUCAUUCAGACGUUCUUCCAGCCAGAUGAAUACUUCCAAGCUCUGGAGCCCGCGUGGGCGCUUGCAUUUGGCUCGGAAGCCGGCGCGUGGAUUACAUGGGAGUGGAAAAAGCACCUGCGCUCUGCAAUUCAUCCCGCGAUCUUCGCUACGUGCUACAAGGCAGCCGAAUACCUCGCGAAUGCCCUCGCGCUACAAGCACCUUUCAGAGCGCAGCUGCUUCUAGCAACCCCCAAAGUUGCGCAGGCAGUAAUCGCAGCUCUUGGUGAUUACUAUACCUGGAGACUCUCUGAAGCCAUAUAUGGCGUACGGUCUCUUGCGCCAGCAGCUGCUCUGGUACUGACCGUGGCGAGUCCAUGGCAAUGGUUCUGCUCCACCCGAACAUUCUCUAACUCGCUUGAGACGACGUUGACUAUAAUCGCCCUCUACAAUUGGCCAUGGCAUUGGUCCAGCGACGGCAGCACAAAGGACACAGGCGAGGCUGACGCGCAAGGAUUGCGGAAGCGAACGGCGGUCACACUAUCUCACGGCGAUGUAGAUGAGACAACACGCUUACGACGAGCAUUACUGUUUGCGGCCCUUGCCACCAUCCUGCGACCCACAAACAUACUUAUCUGGUUUGCAAUGACGAUCCUGACCUGUCUGCGCGGCGUAAGGUCGCAUAAGCUUGUCAACGUGCCGGGCACAGAGCACACUGCUCUUAUUGAGAUCGCCGGCUACACGCUACUUCCUACAAAGACAGAAUGCAAGACAUUCCUUAGGGAAGCGGUCCUGUGCGGAGGUGUGGUCCUCGCAAUAUCUGCAGUGGUGGACCGCCUAUUCUAUCUCAGUUGGACCUUUCCGCCAUGGAACUUUUUGUAUUUCAACGUUGCCCAAUCCAUCGCCAUCUUCUACGGCAAUAACGAUUGGCACUACUAUCUAUCACAGGGCUAUCCGCUGCUCCUAACUACCGCCCUGCCCUUUGCGCUGAUUGGCAUGUACCGUUCAGUUCUCGAUACUUCUGCCUACCGAAACCUCUCCCAAUCUUCUCGAAAUGCAUUGUCCAACUUGACGAUUGCCUCACUCUUCGUCCCAGCUAUGCUCUCCAUCAUUUCCCACAAAGAAGUGCGCUUCAUCUACCCCCUCUUACCAGGCCUCCAUAUACUUGCCGCACACCCACUGUCAACCCAUUUUGCCUCGGCCUUCGACUCUCUCCGGCCCUACUCACAAACCUCGCAGCUUCUCAGACGCGCCCUCUUAGCCAUCCUUUUGGCCAUCAACCUCCUCAUUUCCCUCUACACGGCCACCCUCCACAACGUCGGCCUGGUCACGAUCACCGAACACCUCCGCACCACUUUUGAGACGCACUACCUGCCUCUUCCCGGGCCCAUUGCUCAAAACAUGACCGUCGGCUUCCUCAUGCCCUGCCACUCCACCCCCUGGCGCUCCCACUUGCAAUAUCCGCCCACCAGCUCCUCCCCGGGCAUUGACGCCUGGGCCCUCACCUGCGAGCCACCACUGGACCUCAACGCCACCGCCAAAGCCACCUACCUAGACGAGGCAGACCAGUUCUACGUCGACCCAACAGGCUGGCUGAAGCGGCACAUGUCGCGAAACCCGCCCGUAGCCAAGCUCUCUACGGGGGGUGUCGCCAACCACGAAGCCGGUUUGUUUGCAGGCCAUACGGCGAAGCCACGGCGGGUGUUUGAGAUCGAGACCAAGGAUGAGGAGGAGCUGUGGCGGGAGCGCAGGGGUCGCCGGCCGUGGCCCGAGUACCUGGUGUUUUUCCAGCAGCUGGAGCCGCAGAUGAAGACGGUGGUGGGCAGGCGCAGCGGGUAUAGGGAGUGUGAGCGGGUUUGGAACAGCCAUUGGCACGAUGAUUGGAGGCGGACGGGCGAUGUUGUCGUGUGGUGCUUGUAUCCCGAGAGGAGGACUGACGUGGCCAAUGUAGCUGGGAAGGAACAGGUGCAGAUGGCGGAGGCGAGGCGGAAGGCGGCGAUAGGUGGGCAGAGGGAGAGUACCGUGGAGAAGCCGUUUUGGAAGCAACGCCCGUUGCUGGGCAGGAGUGAGCCGGCGGGGUGGUGGGAUUGGGUGAAGUGGAAGACGGGGCUUGAGGUGAGGAAGAAAGGCUGGCUGGAAGGGUUGAUGGGUCGCGGUGGUGGAGACUGGAAUUGA
Cyphellophora europaea CBS 101466 is the source of this 2328-nucleotide messenger RNA. RefSeq lists its product as uncharacterized. Gene Ontology annotation, biological process: GPI anchor biosynthetic process. Gene Ontology annotation, cellular component: endoplasmic reticulum membrane. Gene Ontology annotation, molecular function: alpha-1,2-mannosyltransferase activity. The record is from RefSeq and is a predicted model, not a curated record. Bases 1 to 2328 code for a protein of 775 amino acids. NCBI's taxonomy places the organism in Eukaryota, Fungi, Ascomycota, Eurotiomycetes, Chaetothyriales, Cyphellophoraceae. The transcript has 2 exons.